Molecule: messenger RNA, 456 nt
Organism: Penicillium subrubescens
Lineage: Eukaryota; Fungi; Ascomycota; Eurotiomycetes; Eurotiales; Aspergillaceae
Exons: 1
Coding region: 1-456 (151 amino acids)
Source: RefSeq, a predicted model, not a curated record
AUGAACAGCCCCGUGCCCACAACCGCUUCCCAGCGUGUUUUGUCAAGCCCAGAGUUAGUUGCCAGCAUCAUUGACUGGCUUGUGGUUGACAGCUACGCAAGACCCGAACAGAAUCAAUCGAGCCGACUCCCUAUCCUCCUGCGCGAUCGACAGACCCUGAUUCAAUGUGCCUGUGUCAACGUCACGUUGUGGACACAAGUGAUGCGCCGGUUUUGGCUUCAUGUCCCAGACAUCGCCUUGCAGCUCUCCAUAAUCGACCCAGCUCGCUGCCAACUUUACGCCGAUUUGAUUCAGACCGGCAAUCUCAUCCAAAUCAAGCGAGGACUAAAGAAAGCGCGUGCUGCCCUAUCCGGGGUUACAUUUCCUCGCCUUCACGUUCUCAAACUGGUGCUGCGCCUUCGCGACCCGGACUUCAAAUUCCCAGUGUCUCUGCCCCGAUUCUGCGUACAAUGGUGA